Messenger RNA from Metarhizium album ARSEF 1941, 927 nucleotides. Its product is annotated as coproporphyrinogen III oxidase. NCBI's taxonomy places the organism in Eukaryota, Fungi, Ascomycota, Sordariomycetes, Hypocreales, Clavicipitaceae. Gene Ontology annotation, cellular component: mitochondrial intermembrane space; cytoplasm. Gene Ontology annotation, molecular function: coproporphyrinogen oxidase activity. The transcript has a single exon. The coding region runs from base 1 to 927 and encodes 308 amino acids. The record is from RefSeq and is a predicted model, not a curated record.
AUGAGACUCCGGAUGGAGAAAUUUAUCAAGGAGCAACAGGAAAUUAUCGUCAGAGAACUUGAAAAAGUGGACGGCAAAAAGUUUCGCAGAGAUGAGUGGACUCGAGAAAAUGGCGGCGGCGGCAUGUCUUGUGUUCUCCAAGACGGCAUCGUAUUUGAGAAAGCUGGCGUCAACAUUAGUGUGGUGUACGGGUCCCUUCCAAAGCCGGCCAUACAGAAGAUGCACGCAAACCACAAAAUGCUCGAUCCGAGUAUGGAGUCGCUAGACUUCUUUGCCGCCGGCCUGAGCAUGGUUCUGCACCCUAAGAAUCCCAUGGCACCCACAGUCCACCUGAACUACAGAUAUUUUGAAACAGCGAAUCCAGACGGCUCAUCCCAAGCUUGGUGGUUUGGCGGAGGCAGUGAUCUAACACCCGCAUACCUCUUCGACGAGGAUGCCAUCCAUUUCCACAAGACACUCAAGACCGCCUGCGAUUCCCACGAUAAGACAUACUAUCCACGUUUCAAGAAGUGGUGCGACGAGUAUUUUUAUAACAAGCAUCGAGGCGAAUGCCGCGGUGUUGGAGGUAUAUUCUUCGAUGACCUCGAUGACUCGGAAAGUGACCAAGAGAACACCUUCGCUUUCAUCCAGGACUGCUUAAAAUCAUUCAUACCAUCAUACCUUCCCAUCCUUGAAAAACGUAAGGAUAUGCCUUUUACAGCAGAAGAGAAGGAUUGGCAGCAAAUCCGACGUGGCAAGUACGUCGAAUUUAAUCUUGUGCACGAUCGGGGGACUGCUUUUGGACUGAACACUCCGGGAUCGCGGGUAGAAAGUAUACUCGUCAGCCUGCCCCUAACCGCGAGCUGGAAGUACAUGCAUGAGCCAGAACCAAAAAGUAGGGAGCAGCGUCUCGUAGACGUGUUGAAAUAUCCGAAGGACUGGGUUUAA